CUCUCUUUCUGAGCAGUGCACCACCAGGGCUCCUAGGGGAGGACCCAGCUUAAGUUGGGGCUGAUGCAGACCGGAGAGGCUAUGAGCCCGCAGGACUCCAAGGCAGCAGGGGCCGAGGCCACGGAGGAGCAGAAGGCCCAGAACCAGAGCCAGAGUCAGGGGUGUCCGGAGCCCACAGCGCCUCCGCUCCCUCCCCCUUCACCGCCACCAGCAGGGCCACCAGAAUACCCCAGACCUAAGCUCAUCUUCCACACCCAGCUGGCUCAUGGGAGUCCCACAGGCCGUAUUCAUGGAUUCACUAAUGUCAAGGAGCUGUAUGCCAAGAUCGCAGAAGUGUUCAACAUCUCCCCCUCAGAGAUCCUGUUCUGCACUCUCAACUCUCAUAAAGUGGACAUGCAGAAACUACUGGGGGGACAGAUUGGACUGGAGGACUUCAUCUUUGCCCAUGUAAGAGGGGAGACCAAAGAGGUGGAGGUGACAAAGACAGAAGAUGCACUGGGUCUCACGAUCACAGACAACGGGGCCGGCUACGCUUUCAUCAAGAGGAUAAAGGAAGGCAGCACCAUCGACCAGCUGAAGACAGUAUGUGUUGGAGAUCACAUCGAGGCCAUCAAUGACCAGAGCAUUGUAGGGUGUCGGCACUACGAGGUUGCAAAGAUGCUAAAAGAGCAACCGAGAGGCGUACCCUUCACUCUUCGACUUGUGGGACCCAAGAAAGCCUUUGACAUGAUUGGAAUGAGGACUAGAGCGCCAAAGUCUAAUGAGGGCAAGAUGGUGAAUGGGAAGGAAACAUUGCGACUAAGGUCCAAAGGUUCUGCUACAGUUCAGGAAGUGGUGAGUUUCACGUCCUGCCGGACAAUGCCUGAUUACAUUUUCAGAUCUCACAUGGGGCAUCACAGACCUGACCUGACAACCACCAUCGUGGAAGCGGGCAAAGACAAGAAGAACCCCGAUGACUUUGCCGAGGCACUGGAUUCAGUUCUGGGGGAUUUUGCAUUCCCUGAUGUUUUUUUGUUCGAUGUAUGGGGAGCUAUUGGAGAUGUCAAAAAUGGCAGAAUCUAGAUGUUUGUUGUACACAUAUGAGAGAAGAAGAGCUCUGUUCUUUGGUAUAUCAAGCUGCAAAAAGGUAAAAUGUAGAAGUGCAUAAAUAUUGCCUUCCAGUCCCUAUAUUCAUUUUGAAUCACUUGCAAUCAUGGCCGCACUGUGAUAUUGUUUGAGAAAUGAAAUGUCGCUAAUUUGUGCAUAACAGAUUCUUAAUGUUCUACUAAACUGGACUGUCAAAUCUUUACAAGAAAUACAAUGCACAGUAAUCUGCAGAGUAGUUUUUAAAACAUUUGGCUAAAUGAAUAAUCAGAAAUUACCAAUUUAUCAUCAUUAGAAAGCUGUGAUUGAAUGUUUAAUUAAAAAGAGAUGCAUUUAAUAGAGGUCUUGACGUCUGCCACCAGCGUGCAACGGUAUGUUAUGAAACUGCAAGAGUUGGAAUCAGCUGAGGAAUCCAGAAAAAGCAGUUAGCACCAGUAAGUCUGUUUCACUUUGAAAGGAAUUGCCGGGAAAACAGGAAAGAAACAUUUACAGGACAUUCAAUCUUAUUCUUCAUUCAAUUCAAUCAACUUAUAUAAGGUAAAUAAAAAUGUUACCUUUUUGUGUUUUGGAUUUUACCAAGUGUUCCAGAAAAAGGCAUUGCAGCUUUAAAUAUCCUCAGUCUUGCAGUAGGUGACUGACCUGACUUGAACUUACAAAAAAAAGUAAAAUAAAAUAAAAAAUAAUCAAAGCUGUCAUCUAAAAACUGAAUACCAGGGGAGCAAUCUAAAUGUUCCUGCUCUGCAAUUCCUGUAGAUUCCCACAUGUGGAAACUGCUGUCAAACACCAUAUUCGAACCAUAAGUUCCCACAGUCAAAAAGAAAUCAAAAAAAAUAUUUUGGUGGAUUCUUGUGCUUGUAUGUAAACUCUUACUCUUAGUUUUCCUUAAAAAAUGGAAAUAAUUUCUUGUGGUUGUUGAGAAAAGGAAAAUGUUACAUAUUCACCUUAAUAUUGUACCAUGUUUCACUGAGGGAGCCUUCAGUCUGUUUAAAAAAAGAGAGAGAAUGCAAAUAUACUAUAGCAGUUUGUUGCAGCAUUUCAUUAUCACUGCUCUUAGUUUCAGUGUGUAGAUCUCACUUUGUGUUUCUGCAUUGGUUAGUAUAUCCAGUAAAAAAAAAGGAAGCAUUAACUUAACACUGGAGUGGCAUAUUUUUUCUGCCUUACCAUUUUGCAUACAUAAGUAAAAACCGAAUGGCUAAAUUUAAAUGAUUUGACCUAAGAUGUGAUUACACGGUUUGAGCAAUAUCAGUACUCUUCUUUGUGUUGCCACUUGACUGCAUUUCUGUAUGGGAAAUAAAAUGGUUAAAUA
Molecule: messenger RNA, 2389 nt
Organism: Neolamprologus brichardi
Lineage: Eukaryota; Metazoa; Chordata; Actinopteri; Cichliformes; Cichlidae
Source: RefSeq, a predicted model, not a curated record